Messenger RNA from Fopius arisanus, 2713 nucleotides. It is a transcript of the gene lili, whose product is annotated as LMBR1-like protein. Gene Ontology annotation, cellular component: plasma membrane. Gene Ontology annotation, molecular function: transmembrane signaling receptor activity. The transcript has 9 exons. Gene Ontology annotation, biological process: signal transduction. Lineage: Eukaryota; Metazoa; Arthropoda; Insecta; Hymenoptera; Braconidae. The record is from RefSeq and is a predicted model, not a curated record. The coding region runs from base 346 to 1923 and encodes 525 amino acids.
AUCAUUAUAACAAGAUGGAAACAAGUAGCUAGAGUGGGAGAAUUAAAUCGAGAGACUAAAGUUAUAAUAUCGUCAGUGACACUGAAUCGAGUCAUUUACAUACAUCAGUGACAACCAUGUUAAUUAAUAUACAUUUAAAAUCCAUAUGAAUAUAUAUGAACUAACAAUAGUAAUCGUUGAAUUAUAGUUUUUUUUAUUUUACCAAUUGCUCUAUUAAUACAAAACUAUAAUGUGCUGCGUCUGAUAGAAUUGGAGUACCUAUCUAUAUUGUUUUUUCAUGUAAAAUGUUGCACUCGACAGUUCACUAUUUAACCAAAAAAAAUUUACUGAGAAAUAGGUGAAAAGAUGGAAGAUGAUGCUGACCUCAGGGAACAAUUAUUCCACAAUACUGUCAGGGAGAAUAUUAUAUUUCUUCUUCUGUUUCUCCUGUUAUACACCUCGAGUUACGCGUUUAUCGGCCGAUUUCGACGUAGAGAUCGUGAAGACUAUUUUUCAGUAGAUGAAGAUGAGGCGACAGUUUACAGAAUCAGCCUCUGGCUGUGCACUGUGGCUUUAGCAGUAUCAGCUGGUGCAACAUUACUUUUGCCAGUUUCAAUCGCCAGUAAUGAAGUUCUCAUACUUUAUCCAAACAGUUACUACGUCAAGUGGCUGAAUAGUUCCCUGAUACAAGGCCUCUGGAAUCAUGUAUUUCUAUUCUCGAAUCUCUCUCUGUUCGUAUUUUUACCAUUCGCAUAUCUUUUCACGGAGUCCGAAGGAUUUGUCGGAUAUAAAAAGGGAGUGAUGGCCCGAGUUUAUGAGACCGUGACAGUAUUAUGUCUACUAGGAACACUAGUUCUCGGUAUGACAUAUGUCUUAUCGGCGCUCAUUGAUUAUCAACAAUCAAGUCUCCAUACAUUACUCAAUUUAUGGAGUUACUAUUUGCCUUUUUUAUACUCCUGCGUGUCCUUCGUUGGAGUUGUCAUGUUGUUACUGUGCACACCACUAGGAUUUGUACGACUUUUCGGUGUUGUCGGCUCCUGUCUUGUGAAGCCACAAUUUUUAAAAAAUUUGGAUGAAGAAUUUUUCGCGUAUCGACUAGAGGAAGACUGUUUAAAAAGACGACUUGAACAUGCCCAGUCAACAGGAAAAUCGUACGUUUCCCCAAUGCCAAUGUCACCACCAUCGUGCAACAUUGUACCUGACGAUGAUGAACAGCUUCUUGUUCCAAAUCCAAGUUUAAUGGGCCUGAAGAAUGGGGCCCUCCAGCGUGGCCUUACUCAAAGACUGAACGAUGUACAGAAACGUAGUAAAUUACUUGAUAAACAGAGGAGAACAUGGUGGGUUAGACGAACCCUUGUAUAUCCACUCGCAAUGCUGGCUCUCUUAAUUCUCUCAACGACAACAGCUCUAUUAGCAGUACAAAAUACCCUGGAGCUUCUCAUUGGAAUUAAAGCACUUCCAUUGAGUACAAGGCAAUUCACACUGGGGAUCAGUUCAUUAUCGAAACUUGGACCUAUUGGUGCUGCAGUUGAGGUUGUCGUAAUAUUGUAUUUGGCAGCGACAAGUGCCAUUGGUCUCUAUGGUCUUCCCGGUGUAAGAAGAGUUAGACCACGAAUUCAUUCAACUCCUCUUACCCAUCUCAUUGCUAAUUGCGCCCUUCUCCUAGUUCUCAGCUCAGCAUUACCACUUUUAUCACGUAUACUUGGCAUGACGAAUUUUGAUUUAUUGGGUGACUUUGGGCGCAUUGAAUGGCUUGGUAACUUCAAACUCGUUUUAUUUUACAAUCUAAUAUUUGCAAUAGCUGCUAUUGCAUGCCUUGCCACAAAAUUCACGGCGACUGUUAGGAAGGAAAUUUACACAAGACUCCGUACCAGCAUUAUUGGUAUAUUCAGGUUGGAUGGUAAACGAAACCAGGUGGGGUCAUUCUCUACUAAAGAAGACUAGACUGAUUUUAUCAUUAUAAGAACAUGAUUCUUUGCAUAAUAAUCCUAAUCAUAGUAAUAAUAAAAAUUGAAUAAAUUGAUUGAGGGCUAAUUUUAUUGCAACUUUAAUAUAUUGAGUUGAUAAAAAAUUAUGAGAAUUGCUAUUUCGACUGUUUAAUUAGUAUUACAUGUUGAAAGUGAAACGAUGACAACUCCAAUGAUUAAUCAAUGAUAUUAGCUAUGAUCUCGGAAUGAAAGGAAUAUUAUGAGAUCAAUUUUAGUCUUUUCACAUCCGUCUCUUUCAUUCAAGUAAAAUUAUUUUAUAUAUUUAUAGUUUUAUCAUCCCCCAUUGUAGGUAGAUAUUAUUUUAUAUUGCGUACAUGCUUCCCAUUGUAGAAACGUGUUAGUCAUAGAGUCAUAAUUUUUGUGAUAAAUGCGUGUAAGCGUGUACAUGUAAAGCAGAUGCUCAAGGCGUUUCGAAAAUUGAAAAUUCGUGCUUUAUCAUUUCAAGUGUUUCAGAGAUUAUAAUGAUAUUUUUAAACGAACAAUCAGUGACUUGGAAGAUUGUUAAUGGAGGAGUUUAAAAAAGAGAUGAGAGGAUGAAUUUAGAAUGGAACAGUCGGCAGAUAGAGUAUAGAGUAUAUAAUAUCAAUUAUCAUAAUUAUAAGGCCUUAACAUGAGAUACAAGAUACAUUUUAUAGACAUUUUUAAAAUAAUUCCAUGUGAUAUGUAUUUUCACUCAUAAGACAAUAUUUACUGGUUAACUGCACUCAACAUUUGCGAAUGAUAAUAAAGAAGAAUUAUCGACUCAA